Messenger RNA from Gadus chalcogrammus (walleye pollock), 536 nucleotides. RefSeq names its product fibulin-1-like. The transcript has 5 exons. NCBI's taxonomy places the organism in Eukaryota, Metazoa, Chordata, Actinopteri, Gadiformes, Gadidae. Bases 216 to 536 code for a protein of 106 amino acids. The record is from RefSeq and is a predicted model, not a curated record. Gene Ontology annotation, cellular component: extracellular region.
AAACUAACAGGCUGUGGUCGCAGCCCGCCCCUCACUGCGCGGUAAUUACACACCAUCCUUCCUCAAAUCACGCCGAGACUGAGGCUAAACCCCUGCACUUCAUUUUCUAUCUGUUUCCCCCAGAGCCUGUACUGAAAAUACUCCCAGACAGCUGCAGAACACCGGCCGUAUUUGUGGACUUAGUUGUGUUUGUUUGGAGUUCGUUGUGCAGCUCAAUGGGUCUGUGGAUUCUGCUCCUCUGCUCUGUAGUCGGAGUUCUCCGUGCGCAAGAUGUUUCCGUAGGAAAGGAGCAGAUCUCUAUCGAGGAGUGUUGCAGCGAUGGUCACCAACGGGGGUCCGCCAACCAGGACUGCACUGCCCUCCCGCUCAUCUCAGAGUCCACCACAUGCAGGAUCGUGCAGGAGCAGUGCUGUGUCACGGUGCUCGAGGACAGCAUGUGCACGACGGGCAUCAACAUGGCCAAGGAGCGGAGCUCCUGCUACACCGACCAGUUCUCCAACAGCUGCGACAGCAAGACCACCAAGGUGCAUGCCUGA